This is a messenger RNA of Lasiosphaeria miniovina, 1139 nucleotides long. RefSeq lists its product as uncharacterized. Lineage: Eukaryota; Fungi; Ascomycota; Sordariomycetes; Sordariales; Lasiosphaeriaceae. Bases 177 to 1139 code for a protein of 320 amino acids. The transcript has 2 exons. The record is from RefSeq and is a predicted model, not a curated record.
AGGUAUAAUAUCGUCCGGCCCUCGGCUUCACCAUCGACAGCAAAGCGACAGCCAAGCCAAACCCUUCAAUCCCCAACCCAAUUUGCACAGCUGAAAAACAAUUGCCUUUGUCUUUUACCCCCCUCUGUCGAACUUGUCUUUCUGCUUCCAAUUUCAUCCAACCGUGUUUGAGCAACAUGGCAUCGGCGUCUCUCGUGAACCGCAAAUCACCCAGCGAUGUGUUUGCCAGUGCCGUGACUGGCAACCUCGCGAGCUCGACCAAGAGCAAUGCUCCGCUCGACCCCCCAACCAUGGCCAGGCUGGCCACGGGCAUCAUUGGCCCUAGCCCUACGGUCAAGACUCUGAGCGCCUCGGCUCGGGCGAUUGACUUUCGUGUUCUGUACUCGAUUGAGGGUGCCUCGUCAGGCCCGGUUCUCCUCGAUUUUGUCCAUUGCACCGAGGCAGCAGCAGCCCAGGACCUCUUGAAGCAAUACCUUGGCACCUUUGACGGCGAUGUGAGCGCUGUCACUCAGAAGACAACCAAACCCCUCGGCCAAGUCUCUCUGCAGACUGGAACCAGUGUCUUUUGGGUCCGGGAUGCCAUCUGGGUUCGAGUCCAAAGCCUGUCGUCCGAGGUCCCCAAGGCCUCUCCGACUCCCCCCAGCAUGAAGCUCUCCCCCCAGACGGCUGGCACCUUGCCGGCGGCUAGGGGUGGCCCUACCACGUCUGCCCCAGCAGCGGCGGCUCCUUCCUCUACCGGUCCCGCAGCGUCCACCGCCAACCCCGUUCUGGCUGCCAUACUCCUCCCCUUUGCCGAGUCUCUCGACGCACAUCUGCUCAAGUUCGCCGUGCCGCCCAACCAGCAGUUCAAGCCCAACACAGCCGUCAAGACGUCGUCGUACAAGGGUCCGCGCGGCACCGAGUUCAGCUUCCAGCUGGCGGAAGCGACGGGCACACACGCCAUCAAGCCGGCACAGCCCGCGGCCGGGGAUGCCGCUGCCGGCCGGAUUGUGUCGCCCACCCGCAACGGCUCAGCCACGGGCGAGUACCGCUUCCUGGGCCAACGCAUUGGCAAGGGCAAGGUGCAGUUGAUUGUGGCCAGGGCCGACAACCUGGCAGUGGGAGCGGCCGAGGUGACAGUGGAGAUCACGGCCAAGUAG